Verticillium nonalfalfae is the source of this 648-nucleotide messenger RNA. It is a transcript of the gene SFT2, whose product is annotated as protein transport protein sft2. Bases 1 to 648 code for a protein of 215 amino acids. Gene Ontology annotation, cellular component: membrane. Gene Ontology annotation, biological process: vesicle-mediated transport. The record is from RefSeq and is a predicted model, not a curated record. The transcript is spliced from 4 exons. NCBI's taxonomy places the organism in Eukaryota, Fungi, Ascomycota, Sordariomycetes, Glomerellales, Plectosphaerellaceae.
AUGGCAUCUGCAUCAUUCCGCGACUCGCUGGGCUCGCUGGGCUGGGCGCGUCGUGACCAGGAUGUACCAGUCAACACGGCUCAACAAAGCGGACUCAUGUCGUCCCUACAGUCUCUGAACCCGUUCCAGGAUCGGGGCUAUGUUCAGCUGCCUACCACCGAAGGUCCGGGGGCUCCUCUUCCUGCUCCUAAUAGGAGAGAGGAGGAGGAAGGCUGGUUUGUUUUGAGCCGUUGGGAUCGACUGAUGAUAUUCGGCGCAUGCAACUUGGCGGCACUCGCCUGCUUCGUCAUCUGCUUUGCGCUCUUUCCGGUCUUGUCGCUACGCCCAACCAAGUUUGUCAUAUUAUGGACUCUCGGUUCCAUCUUCUUCCUCGCCUCCUUUGCGGCCAUGAUGGGGCCUAUGGCCUACGUUCGGCAUCUUGGGUCUGCGGAGCGUCUUCCCUUCACCAGCGCCUAUUUUGGGUCUCUGGGCCUUUCUCUGUACUUCUCGCUCGGCCUUCGCAGCACGAUUUUGACGCUGAUUUCUGCCAUCGUGCAGUUGGCUUGCCUCAUCUGGUAUCUCGUCAGCUACUUCCCCAUGGGAUCCAGCGGCAUCCGCCUCGCAACGACCUUUGGUGCUCGACGAGCUGCGGCGUGGGUGUCGGGCUGA